This is a messenger RNA of Callithrix jacchus (white-tufted-ear marmoset), 7760 nucleotides long. It is a transcript of the gene GCC2, whose product is annotated as GRIP and coiled-coil domain containing 2. Gene Ontology annotation, cellular component: Golgi apparatus. The record is from RefSeq and is a predicted model, not a curated record. Gene Ontology annotation, biological process: late endosome to Golgi transport. NCBI's taxonomy places the organism in Eukaryota, Metazoa, Chordata, Mammalia, Primates, Cebidae.
CAGAGUCUCCUCGCUUGGCUUCCCUGUUCCCUGGCCGACUAUCUUGCCUCCACCAGGUCACCAUCAGUACCGGGUAGCUGCAGGGAAGAGCUGUCCCAGGACCUCCUCAAGGCAUCCAGAGCCAAUAAAUACCUCCUCAGGGAAGCCCCCCAACUCUGACCUGUGAGUCGGGGCGCUCCCGGGCAACAUGCUAGCCACAAAUGCUUAAGCAGCCCCCCGGAAGCAGCUGUGGGUCCCGCAAGCACUGGCAGGCCAGCAGCUACCCUUGGAGGGGGGCGCUGAAGGAGCUGUCCUCCAAUCGAAUGUUCUCCUGACUCUCACAAGAUUUUACAGACGUGGAAACUGAGGCCCGAGGCCCCAAGGGGUAAUCGGCCUGCGUUCCCAUGCUAAUAAAAGGUAGUGGCGUGACCCACACCUACUCCCUGACCCGCAGGCCCAGACAGGGUCUAGACGCAGGUGGAAUGUCGACAAGGACUCCGCCCUCGGCUAGCGCCCGGAGGGGAACCUUCUCCCGGACCCAGAGGCGGAAGCGGAACUGCUGCCGAGCCGUAGUUAUGGAGACAUGGGGGGCGGGCCGACCGGAGAGCGCGACCUUUGACCUGCAGUCGAGCCUACGUCAGAGUCGGGCGCAAACAAGUGUGGCGGUGGCGGCUGCUGGUUCUGGGGCCGCGGCUGGCAGGCGGAGAUGGAGGAUCCUGUUCAAGAUGGGGUGGCUUCACCAGCUACCCCUGGGACCGGAAAAUCUAAGCUGGAAACAUUGCCCAAAGAAGAUCUCAUCAAGUUUGCCAAGAAGCAGAUGAUGCUAAUACAGAAAGCUAAAUCAAGGUGUACAGAAUUGGAGAAAGAAAUUGAAGAACUCAAAUCAAAACCUGUUACUCAAGGAACUGAUGAUAUUAUUAAGGCAUUGACUGAACGUCUGGAUGCUAUUCUUUUGGAAAAAGCAGAGAUUGAGCAACAGUGUCUUUCUCUGAAAAAGGAAAAUAUUAAAAUGAAGCAAGAGGUUGAGGAUUCUGUAACUAAAAUUGAAGAUGCCCAUAAGGAGUUGAAACAAUCACAUAGAAACUAUGUGAAAGAAAUUGAAAAUUUGAAAAAUGAAUUGAUGGCACUACAUUCCAAAUACAGUGAAGACAAAGAUAACUUACAAAAGGAACUGGAAGAAGCAAUGAAUAAACAAUUAGAGCUUUCAGAACAACUUAAAUUUCAGAACAGCUCUGAAGAUAAUGUUAAAAAGCUACAAGAAGAGAUUGAAAAAAUUAGGCCAGCCCUUGAGGAGCAAAUUUUAUAUCUGCAAAAGCAAUUAGACACUACCACUGAUGAAAAGAAGGAAAUAGUUACUCAACUCCAAAAUAUUAUUGAGGCUAAUUCUCAACAUUACCAAAAAAAUAUUAAUAGUUUGCAGGAAGAGCUUUUACAGUUGAAAGCCAUGCACCAAAACGAGGUGAAAGAAUUGGUGUGCCAGAUUGAAGCUUCAGCUAAGGAACAUGAAGCAGAGAUAAAUAAGUUGAAUGAGUUAAAAGAGAAUUUAGUAAAACAAUGGGAGGCAAGUGAAAAGAACAUUCAGGAGAAAUAUGAAUAUGAGUUAGAAAAUUUAAGGAAAGCCACCUCAAAUGCAAACCAAGACAGUCAGAUGUGUUCUAGUCUCUUACAAGAAAAUACGUUUGUAGAAGAAGUAGUAAAUGAAAAAGUCAAACACUUAGAAGAUACGUUAAAAGAACUUGAAUCCCAACAUAGUAUCUUAAAAGACGAGGUAACUUAUAUGAAUAAUCUUAAGUUAAAACUUGAAAUGGAUGCUCAACAUAUAAAGGAUGAAUUUUUUCAUGAGCGGGAAGACUUAGAGUUUAAAAUUAAUGAAUUAUUACUAGCUAAAGAAGAACAGGGCUGUAUAGUUGAAAAAUUAAAGUCUGAGCUAGCGGGUUUAAAUAAACAGUUUUGCUGUACCGUAGAACAGCAUAACAAAGAGAUACAGAGUCUUAAGGAACAACAUCAAAAAGAAAUAUCAGAACUAAAUGAGACAUUUUUGUCAGAUUCAGAAAAAGAAAAAUUAACAUUAAUGUUUGAAGUACAAGGUCUUAAAGAACAGUGUGAAAAGCUACAGCAAGAAAAGCAAGAAGCAAUUUUAAAUUAUGAGAGUUUGCGAGAGAUUAUGGAAAUUUUACAAACAGAACUGGGGGAAUCUGCUGGAAAAAUAAGUCAAGAGUUUGAGUCAAUGAAGCAACAGCAAGCAUCUGAUGUUCAUGAACUGCAGCAGAGGCUCAGAACUGCUUUUACAGAAAAAGAUGCCCUUCUUGAAACUGUGAAUCACCUCCAGGGAGAAAAUGAAAAGUUGCUCUCUCAACAAGAAUUGGUACCAGAACUUGAAAAUGCCAUAAAGAACCUUCAAGAAAAGAAUGAAGUAUAUUUACUUAGUCUCAGUCAAAGAGAUACCAUGUUACAAGAAUUAGAAGCAAAGAUAAGUUCUCUUACUGAGGAAAAAGAUGAUUUCAUAAAUAAACUAAAAAAUUCUUAUGAAGAAAUGGAUAGUCUACAUAAAAAGUGUGAAAGGGAAGAAAGAUUGAUUAUUGAACUUGAGAAGAAAAUAGAACGAACAACCCAGUACAACAGUAAACUAGAGCAAAAGGUAAAUGAAUUAACAGGAGGACUAGAGGAGACUUUAAAAGAAAAGGAUCAAAAUGACCAAAACGUAGAAAAACUUGUGGUUCAAAUGAAAAUUCUCUCUGAAGACAAAGAAUCACUGUCAGCUGAAGUGAAGUCUCUUUAUGAGGAAAACAAUAAACUGAGUUCAGAAAAAAAACAGUUGAGUAAGGAUUUGGAAGUUUUUUUGUCUCAAAAAGAAGAUGUUUUCCUUAGAGAACAUAUUACUGAAUUAGAAAAGCAACUUCAGUUAAUAGUUGAAGAGCGAGAUAAUUUAAAUAAACUGCUUGAAAAUGAGGAAGUUCAGAAGUUAUUUGUCAAAACUCAGUUGUAUGGUUUUCUUAAAGAAAUGGGGUCAGAAGUUUCAGAAGACAGUGAAGGAAAAGAUGUUGUUAAUAUCCUACAGGCAGUCGGUGAAUCCUUAGCAAAAAUAAAUGAGGAAAAACACAACCUGGUUUUUCAAUGUGAUGAAAGGGUAUUAGAGUUAGAAAAAGAGAUUAAGUGCCUUCAGGAGGAGAGUAUAGUUCAAUGUGAAGAACUUAACUCUUUAUUGAGAGACUAUGAACAAGAGAAAGUUCUCUUAAGGAAAGAGUUAGAAGAAAUCCAGUCAGAAAAAGAGGCCCUGCAAUCUGAUCUUCUAGAAAUGAAGAAUGUUAAUGAAGAAAUAAGGCUUGAAAAUCAGAAUCUUUUAAUUAAAGUUGAGGAAGUAUCUCAAACAUACAGCAAAAAUGAAAUCCACAAUGAAAAAGAAAAAUGUUUUAUAAAGGAACAUGAAAAUCUAAAGCCAUUACUAGAACAAAAAGAAUCAGAAUUACAAGAUAUGAGAGCAGAGUUGAUACUAUUAAAGGAUUCCUUAGCAGUAUCACCUUCUGUAAAAAAUGAUUCUUUGUCUUCAGUAAAAGAGCUGGAAGAAAAAAUAGAAAAUCUCGAAAAAGAUUGUAAAGAAAAGGAAGAGAAAAUAAAUAAGAUAAAAUUAGUUGCUGUGAAGGCAAAGAAAGAACUAGAUUCCAGCAGAAAAGAGACCCAGACUCUAAGGGAAGAACUUGAAUCUGUCCUCUCAGAAAAGGACCAGUUAUCUGCUUCCAUGAAAGAUCUCAUUCAAGGAGCAGAAAGCUAUAAGAAUCUUUUAUUAGAAUAUGAUAAGCAGUCAGAGCAACUGGAUGUGGAAAAAGAACGUGCUAAUAAUUUUGAGCAUCAUAUUGAAGAUCUUUCAAGACAGUUAAGAAAUUCAACUUUGCAGUGUGAAAAAUUAAAUUCUGAUAAUGAAGAUCUCCUGGCUCGUAUUGAGACACUACAGUCUAAUGCCAAGUUAUUAGAAGUGCAGCUUUUAGAAGUCCAGAGAACCAAAGCAAUCGUAGACAAAGAAUUAGAAGCUGAAAAACUUCAGAAAGAACAGAAAAUAAAGGAACAUGCCACUGCUGUAAAUGAACUUGAAGAACUUCGGAUACAACUUCAAAAGGAAAAGAAACAGCUGCAGAAAACCAUGCAAGAAUUAGAGCUGGUUAAAAAGGAUGCCCAACAAACCACAUUGAUGAAUAUGGAAAUAGCUGAUUAUGAACGUUUGAUGAAAGAACUAAAUCAAAAGUUAACUAAUAAAAACAACAAGAUAGACGAUUUGGAGCAAGAAAUAAAAAUUCAAAAACAGAAACAAGAAACCUUACAAGAAGAAAUAACUUCGUUACAGGCCUUAGUACAACAGUAUGAAGAAAAAAACACCAAAAUCAAGCAAUUGCUUGUGAAAACCAAAAAAGAACUGGCAGAUUCAAAGCAAGCAGAAACUGAUCACUUAAUACUUCAAGCAUCUUUAAAAGGUGAGCUGGAGGCAAGCCAGCAGCAAAUAGAAGUCUAUAAAAUACAGCUGGCUGAAAUAACAUCAGAGAAACACAAAAUCCAUGAGCACCUGAAAACCUCUGCAGAACAGCACCAGCGCACGCUAAGUGCGUACCAGCAGAGAGUGACAGCGCUGCAGGAAGAGAGCCGGACUGCCAAGGCAGAACAAGCUACUAUAACCUCUGAAUUUGAGAGCUACAAAGUCCGAGUUCAUAAUGUUCUAAAACAACAGAAAAAUAAAUCUGUGUCUCAGGCUGAAACUGAGGGAGCUAAACAAGAAAGGGAACAUCUGGAAAUGCUGAUCGACCAACUAAAAAUCAAACUGCAAGAUAGCCAAAAUAACUUACAGAUUAAUGUAUCUGAACUUCAAACAUUACAGUCUGAACAUGAUACACUGCUGGAAAGGCACAACAAGAUGCUGCAGGAAACUGUGUCCAAAGAGGCAGAACUUCGGGAAAAGUUGUGUUCAAUACAAUCAGAGAACAUGAUGAUGAAGUCUGAACAUGCACAGACUGUGAGUCAGCUAACAUCCCAGAACGAGAUUCUUCGAAAUAGCUUCCGAGAUCAAGUGCGACAUUUGCAGGAAGAGCACAGAAAGACAAUGGAGACAUUACAGCAGCAGCUCUCCAAGGUGGAAGCACAGCUCUUCCAGCUUAAGAAUGAACCAACCACAAGAAGUCCAGUUGCCUCCCAACAAUCUUUGAAGAACCUUCGAGAAAGGAGAAACACAGACCUCCCACUUCUAGACAUGCACACUGUAACCCGGGAAGAGGGAGAAGGCAUGGAGACAACUGAUACUGAGUCUGUGUCUUCCGCCAGCACAUACACACAGUCUUUAGAGCAGCUGCUUAAUUCUCCCGAAACUAAACUUGAGCCUCCAUUAUGGCAUGCUGAAUUUACCAAAGAGGAAUUGGUUCAGAAGCUCAGUUCCACCACAAAAAGUGCCGAUCACUUAAACGGCCUGCUUCGGGAAACGGAAGCAACCAAUGCAAUCCUUAUGGAGCAGAUAAAGCUUCUCAAAAGUGAAAUAAGAAGAUUGGAAAGGAAUCAAGAGCGAGAGAAGUCUGCAGCUAACCUGGAAUACUUGAAAAAUGUCUUGCUACAGUUCAUUUUCUUGAAACCAGGUAGUGAAAGAGAAAGACUUCUUCCUGUUAUAAAUACAAUGUUGCAGCUCAGCCCUGAAGAAAAGGGAAAACUUGCUGCAAUUGCUCAAGUUUGGGAAGCCGAAGUGGGAGGAUCACUUGAGCCCAGGAGUUUGAGACCAGCCUAUAAAACAGUGAGACCUGCAUCUCUCCAAAAAAAAAAAAAAAAAUUGCCCAGGCAUGGUGGCACACACCUUGUGGUCUCAGUUACUUGGAAGGCUGAGGUGGGAGAAUCACUUGAGCCUGGGAGAUCAAGGCUACAUUGAAGUCUGAUCACACUGCUGCACUCCAGCCAAGGUGAGGAAGAAAAUGCUUCCCGUUCUUCUGGAUGGGCAUCCUAUCUUCAUAGUUGGUCUGGACUUCGAUAGACUGAUGGAAAGAAAAUUUUUAUUAACCAAAUAGAAUCUAUUUACAAAAGUGGUUCAUGUAUAUUACUAUCAUUCUUUUGUCAAAAAGUGUGUAUAUAUGUUUGCAUCUACAUAUAUUUGUACAUCUAUGUGACAGAUGUCUUUUAAAAGUUUCAACUUGAAUUAAAAGUACAACAGCUUGAAGUAUUGAUACCAAGCCACAACCCUCUAACUCAUGUGAUCUCCCAUGCAUGCUGCCAGAAUAAAAACACCAGGAAUGAUUUCACUCCCCAUUUCUCUGGAACCUCAGGACCCGCCCAUUUCUCAGCAGUACUGUAAAUUUUGAAGUUAAACUAAAUUUUGGUACAUACCAAGUGGAAUUUAGGCUUUAAAAAUAAUGUUUUAAGGCCAGGUGUGGUGGUUCAUGCCUGUAAUUCCAGCACUUUGGGAGGCUGAGGCUGGAGGAUUGCUUGAGGCUAAUGAGCUGUGAUCGUACCACUGCACUGCAGCUCAAGCAACAGAGCAAGACCUUGUCUCUAAAAUUAAUAAUAGUAAUAAAGUUAGAAUAAUGUUUCAAGACUGUUUAUUGCAAGGUCAGAUUUGCAGAUUGUUGUUAUAAAUUGUUGAGAAAUUUUGAUGAUUAGAAUAUGAAGGAAAAAGCUUUAUUGGUAAAAGUGACAUGUUUAUUAAGGGGCUAUGAAGUAAAUAUGCUGCAGUUAAUUAUGAUGAUAAGUUAAAAUACAAUUUAGUUAUUUGCUAUAAAAUAAUCUGUUCUUUUUUUCUCUAAAGUAUGUUAUCUUAAAACUCAUGUUGUCAGAGCACUGGAGCUGGCUACUGUAACACUGACUGUGAAUAGGUGGGCCCAUCACUUGAGUUGGGGUGAUUUCAUGGUGUCUCUCCGGGCUCUUGGUAUGGUGUCACUACAUGCAAGCCAUGAGUCUGUUUUGAGAAUCCUCUCCAUUUUCCCAAAUGAAAACAUGUCACAACAGUGACUGUAUUACUCAGCAUUGUAUCUAAAUAUGAAACUGGUGCUUCCAGUGUUUUGGCAGAUAGUGUUGUUCUGUAAGCUUUCCAUCAGAAGGGAUUUUAGAAAGACACCUUAGAGGUCAGUGCUACAUCUUCCCAGUUCCUCUGAAUAACUUCAGGUAGUUGUGUUCCUUGCCUUUGAUGCCUCUGCAUAUGUUUUAAUGACUAAAUCAAAAUUGUGUUGUUUUUAAAUCAAAAAUUUGAUAAUUGUAUUUUAAUAUUUGUGUUAAUAAAUCACCACACAGUAUGCCCUCUGAAGUUCUCUCAAGCCUUCAGUUUAUACUCUAAUUUUCAUUCUGAGCUGGAGAACUGACUUUGCACUUUGGUUACACAGAACAUUGGUUUCCAAUUUAGUUUAACUGAAAUUUGCUGCUGAUAUAUUGAGUUUGUUCUUUAAAAAAUAUCUCUUAUCUGUCUUUCCUCCUGUCUUAGAAGAACAGACCUAACUAGUGAAUAUAUUAAUGAAAAUGCAUCUAUUUCAGAGCUGACAUGAACAGUUUAGUUUUUUUGCUUUAUAAACUAUGAAUAUGAGUAUGCCAGCUGCAUACAAUGUAACUAAUCAUAUUUAAAUAUAUUUCACUUUCUCUUUGACUUUAGGCCUUUUGAAGUCUGUAUAAACUUGUUUUGAAAUAUAGUCUCUACUCAUGAAUGUCAUAACAAAAAUACCUUUUUGCAUGGUAAAAAAUUAUUACUUUGAUUACAAAAGGCAUAUUCUUCAUGGUUUCAUCAAUGAGAGGAAGUGUAAUGAUUAUUUUAAUAUUUCUAUUAAAUAUGUUUAACUGUA